GCUGCGGUGAGGUCACUGGCGGGGGGGGGGAGGCGAUGUCUUCCUGGAGGGGAAGCAGCUUUGUUGGGAAAUCGGGGCCCUGCAGCCCCACACCCCGGGACUGUAAGGACCCUCCUUGCUUGCAGGGGCUUCCUUUGGGUGCAUUGGAGAAGUAAGCUCUGGAUCUUGCCUGCUUGAAUCCUGCACAGCCUCCCACAGGGUACAGAACCAUAGACCAGACUCAAACUGGAUUAUCCUCUCCUUCCACCGGAAAGAAAAUGAACGAAACAGAUCCAGUUCGGGGGCUGGUGACCUUCGAAGAUGUGGCCAUAUAUUUCACGGAGGGCCAGGCCGCUUUGCUGGAUCCAGCCCAAAGGUCCUUGUACAAGGAGGUCAUGCUGGAGAAUUAUGGGAACGUCGCCUCGCUGGGAGGAUCUGAAGACCCCAAGCCGGCCCUGAUUUGCCAGCUGGAGCGAGGGAAAGAGCCGUGGGUGGCUAAUCUUCGGCGCCUGGGCGAAGAGGCGCUCAAGGCAACCUCAGGAGACUUGAAGAAGAAAAAUGUGUGUCCGGAGUGUGGAAGAUGCUUCUCUGACAUGUCCGUCCUUCUUGAACAUCGGAGAUGCCACUCGACAUGGAGACCGUAUAAAUGCGUGGAUUGCGGGAAAUGUUUCCCUGGGUUUUCAGAGCUUUUGACGCACCACAGAGUCCACGUGGCUGAGAAAGCUUCUCAGUCCUCCGAGUCCGAGGAAGGUUUGGACAUCAAAACAGUCAUCGUCGGCCAUCAGGGAAUCCACACGGGAGAGAAACCUCACAAAUGCUUGGAGUGCGGGAAGUCCUUUGAUUUCAAGUCCACCCUGGCGACGCACAUGCGCAUCCACACGGGGGAAAAGCCUUACAAGUGCUUGGAGUGCGGGAAGUCGUUCGCUCGGAAAGGAAACCUUUCCGGUCACCGGAGACUCCACAUGACCGAGAAGCCUCACAAAUGCAUGGAGUGUGGGAUGUCCUUUGCGCAGCAGUCGAAGCUCGUCGGUCACCAGAGAGUCCACGAGGAGCUUUUUAAAUGCUUCGAGUGCGGGAAGUGUUUCCCUCACAAGGGCCUUCUCAUCGAACAUCGGCGGGUCCACACGGGAGAAAAGCCUUUCAAGUGCUUGGCCUGCGGGAAGUACUUUUCCCGGAAGUCGAACCUUGACGAUCACCAGAGAAUCCACACGGGGGAGAAGCCGUACAAGUGCUCGGUGUGCGGGAUGUGCUUCGCGGGCCGCUCGUCCCUCACCUACCACUACCGAGGCCACACCGGAGAGAAGCCCUUCAAGUGCCUGGAGUGCGGGAAGGAUUUCGCCGACCGCUCGUCGCUCCAGUACCACGAGAGAGGCCACACGGGAGAGAAGCCGUACAACUGCUUCGAGUGUGGGAGGAGCUUUGCCAGUCGUUCGUCUCUGGUUUGCCACCGGAGGACCCACACCGGCGAGAAGCCUUACCAGUGUGUGGAGUGCCUGAUAAGCUUUGCCGACAAGUCGGGCCUCAUAUGCCACGAGAGGGUCCACACAGGGGAGAAGCCGUACACUUGCCUGGAGUGCGGGAAAUCGUACUCCUUCCGCUCGUCCCUCGUUUGCCACGAAAGGUCCCACACGGGAGAGAAACCUUACCAGUGCCUGGAGUGCGGGAAGUCUUAUUCCGACAGGUCGUCCUUUGUUUACCACCAGGGGACGCACACAGGAGAGGAACGCUUCAAGUGUCUGGAGUGUGGGGUGUGUUUUGCGCCAAAGCGGCCACUUUCCAGGAUCCAUGGCAUCCCGGUGGUACAGCACCCCAUUCAUCAUGAGAGCUGCUCUUUCUAUCUCAAGUUGAAAAUGGAAUCAGAAAUAAAGAAGAAAAAUGAAGACAGGAACCCAGGAUUGCCUGCAGGAAUUAAACUGGAAGAGGCAGAAGCAGCAGAUUAUUCAACUGGAGAAGAACAAGGAGACAAAGGCCGCCAUUUUGUGCAAGCUGGGACGGCCCAAGGCUUUUCCAAAGGUCCGCCACUGCUACAGAUUAAACAGGAACCCGAGGAAGGUUUGGCCCAACACUGGGAAAUCCAGUGGCAUGACUUUUUGAGGGGCCUGCAGCUGCCUCAAGCAGGAUGGCAUAAUCCGCAGCUUCGAUGGGGCGAUAAGGUCUCCAUCGGAGAGGGAGCCCAAAGUGACCAGUGUCCUAGAGCGCAGAGGUUGACGCAAAUCUCGCCAGAUCUCAACGUGGAAGCCCCAAAGAGCCUGCAUGCCGGAGGGAGGGGAGAUGCCAAGGUGGAAAGGGGAACUGUCCCGGGUGACAUUAGCGCCGAAAUCCAGCGUAAACGCUUCAGACAUUUCUGCUACCGGGAGAUGGAGGGACCCCGAGAGAUUUGCAGGCGGCUCCGGGAGCUGUGCUGUCAGUGGCUGAAGCCGGAGAAGCACACCAAGGAGCAGAUGGUUGAGAUGCUGGUCCUGGAGCAGUUCUUGGCCGUCCUGCCUCAGGAAAUGCAGGGCUGGGUCAAGGCAGGGGGCGCAGAGAGCUGUGCUGAAGCGGUGGCCCUGGCAGAGGACUUCCUGCUGAGCCAGGAAGAGGAUGAGCCUCAGGGAUGGGAACGGAAGGUACCUGAGGAGGAAAAAAGGGAGACUGCUCUGGGUCUCCUCUCACCUUUGGGUAUUCAGCCAGGACCUUUAUGCAAGGAGGAGGAGGAGAAUGAAGAUGCCAGUCUGCUUGCCAGUGGGGCGCGGCCUCUGAUUUCCUGUGGAUCAUCUCUUCAUCCUGCUCCAGAGCCAACUCAGACAGCAAGCGUUGAGGAAGCAACAUUUUCCUCAUUUCAGGGACCGUUGGCCUUUGAGGAGGUGGCGGUUUACUUUGCAGAGGAAGAAUGGGCCUUGCUGGAUCCGGACCAAAGAGUUCUGUACAAGGAGGUCACGUUGGAGAAUUAUGGGAAUAUGGCCUCAUUGGGACUUUUGAUUCCCAAACCAGACGCCGUUCCCUGGCCGGAAGGAAAGGAAGAUUUAUUCACUCAAGACCCUGAGGAAACAGGAAAAGGAGGUUUUGCAGCUGCAAAUGAGAUCAAAGAAGAACCUCCUCCGGGAGAAGGGACCCCACAUCUGGAAGACACGCCCCACGUUUUCCCAGGGGGAUCUCAGGAUGACAUUUUCCUGGCAGCCGAGUACUGUGAAAGCGACGGCACUGCCAGUGAGAGCGAGAUGGGCGGGACGCAUCAAGAAGGCCCUAGGUCAACCAGUUCUGACGGGAGGUUCCCGGGGGUUUCCCUCAGGGACGUUUCUGUGAAGUCCGAAGCCUUCGAUCAGGGCUACAAGUCCGACAGGCAGCAGUGGCAGCGGGCCGUGAAGAUGUGGGGCAUCUCCAUUCAGGAGGUGGAAACCGCCGUGGCUGAUAACGGCGACGCGGUCCGCGCAGGAGAGGAGUGCCACAUGUGCCGCAAAUGCGGGCAGGCGUUCGAGCACCAAUCGGGGCUCAUCGUGCACCAGAUGAUCCACACAGCUGAGAGGCCCUACGAGUGCCUUGAGUGCGGGAAGAGCUUCUGCCAGAGGGAGAACCUUCUUGCACACCAGAGAAUCCACUUGGGGGAGAGGCCUUACGAGUGCCCGCAGUGCGGGAAGAGCUUCAGCACGCGGUCACAUCUUAUCACCCACCAGAGAAUCCACACGGGCGAGAAGCCGUACGAGUGUCUGCACUGUGCGAAGAGCUUCAGCAACAAGUCCUCGCUCGUCACCCACCAGAGAAUCCACACGGGCGAGAAGCCUUACGAGUGUCCACAGUGCGGGAAGAGCUUCUGCCAGAGCGGGCAGCUGAUCCGACACCAGAGAAUCCACACGGGAGAGAAGCCCUACGCUUGCCUACAGUGUGGGAAAUGUUUCUGCCAGAGAGGUCAGCUGAUCCGGCACCAGAGGAUGCACACGGGAGAGAAGCCUUACGAGUGCCUUCAGUGCGGGAAAAACUUCAGCAGGAAGUCAUACCUUGACAUUCACCUGCGGAUGCACACAGGAGAGAAGCCUUACGGGUGCCCCGAGUGCGGGAAAAGCUUCUGCCAGAGUGCCCAGUUGAUCCGGCACCAGCGGAUCCACACGGGGGAGAAGCCAUUCGCGUGUUCUGAGUGUGGGAAAAGCUUCUUCCAGAAGGAGAAGCUGGUAAGACACCAGAGAACCCAUGCGGAAUCAAAACCGCACGAAUGCUCAGAGUGCCAAAAAACCUUCCCCCAGAAAGAUAAGCUCAUGCAUCAUCAGAAAACCCACGCAGGGCUUGACACCUUAUGAAUGUUUCCUCUUUUUAAAAAAAACAAAACCCUGCUCCUAAAGUGUAAUAAGUUUUGGGCAAAAUGCAUCACGUUUAAAUAUUAUUCGAGACCGAUGUUGGAGAAGGUUUCUGCUGUAAUUUGGGGCUUACCAAAUAUAAGGAUAAAUACAGAAGAGAGAAACAGAGUCUUGCUGGAUCAAACCAGGCCUGCUGUCUACUCCUGAAAUUGAGGCAUUGAGGUGAUGACAGUCGCCAUUCAAAUCCUCUUGGUUGGUUGGGAGAACAUUCUUACACAUCGGAGAAUCCACACAGAAAAGAGCCCUUUCUGAAGCAGCUUGGAACAAGGGGCAGCUUUUCCUCAGUGGUGCCGUGAAGUAACUUUGG
Podarcis muralis (Common wall lizard) is the source of this 4611-nucleotide messenger RNA. NCBI's taxonomy places the organism in Eukaryota, Metazoa, Chordata, Lepidosauria, Squamata, Lacertidae. The record is from RefSeq and is a predicted model, not a curated record.